This is a messenger RNA of Verticillium nonalfalfae, 2007 nucleotides long. RefSeq lists its product as uncharacterized. The transcript has 2 exons. Lineage: Eukaryota; Fungi; Ascomycota; Sordariomycetes; Glomerellales; Plectosphaerellaceae. Bases 1 to 2007 code for a protein of 668 amino acids. Gene Ontology annotation, biological process: carbohydrate metabolic process. Gene Ontology annotation, molecular function: catalytic activity; carbohydrate binding. The record is from RefSeq and is a predicted model, not a curated record.
AUGCGUCUCGCCGGAUUGAAAUCGGCCGCUCUCUUCGCCGGAGCUGCCACGGCACUGAAAGCAGCCGAGAAUGCGACUCACUACACGCUGCAAAAUGAGAGGCUGUACGUGGCCGUCGGCAAAAGUAACGGCCAGGUUGUCGACUUGAGCCUGGACAAUGUCGACCUUUUGGGACCUGUCAGCGGCAACUCCGGCAAAGGUCCGUAUCUCGACUGUUCCUGCAUCCCCACAGGUUUCUGGACGCCCGGCGGCACCGCCAAGUACCAGCUCGUCGAAGGUGUCGACUCGACGGGCACCCCCUAUGGCGGCAUCAUCAUGGGCGACACGUACGCCCCGACCAACCAGUCACUAUACCAGUACUGGUUCCUGCGCGGCGAGGAGACGGGCCUCCAUGUCUUCUCUCGCGUUACCUACUUCAACGAGACGAGGCCCUUCCUGCGCGGUCUCGGAGAGCUGCGCACCCUCUUUAGGCCCAACACGAACCUGUGGACCCAUCUAGUUGGGAGCGAGGACAAUUGGGCUCCCAAAGUGUCGGCCGCUGGGAGUGCGGCCGGUGUCACGGUCCAGGACGCGACCACCUACGUCGGCAACACGCCUAAUGACCCUUAUGCCUCGCAGUAUUCGGAUUACUUUACCAAGUACACAUUUGCCGAACUCUGGCGCAACCAUGAUGUUCACGGACAGUACGCCGACGGCAGCACAUCGCCCGAUGGCAACACAUACGGUGCUUGGCUCGUUCACAACACCCGUGAGACGUACUAUGGUGGCCCGCUGCACUCUGACCUCGUCGUUGAUGGAAUCGUCUACAACUACAUGGUCUCCGGCCAUCACGGCGCACCCGUGCCUAACAUCACCCACGGGUUCGACCGCACGUUUGGGCCGCAGUUCUACUACUUCAACCAGGGUGGCCCGAAGACUUCGCUUCAAGACUUGAGGCAAGAUGCCGCACAAUACGCCGAUCCCGAGUGGAAUGCCGAGUUCUACGAUAGCAUUGCCAAGCAUGUGCCCAACUACGCACCAACAUCGAUGCGCACUACUUUUACGGCCAACAUCAAGCUGCCGCGUGGCGCCAAGCGAGUCAUUGCCGUUCUGUCGGAGAACAAGCAGGACUUCCAGCUCAACGUGUUCGAUACCAAGUCGCUCCAGUACUGGGCCGAGGUCGGAUGCAAUGGCAAGAUCAAGAUUCCCCGCGUCAAGGAGGGCACUUACCGACUGACCGUCUACGCGGACGGCGUGUUUGGCUGGUUCAUCCAAGACGACGUCAAGGUCUCUUUGACCGAGCCGCACGGUCUCGGCGGCGGCAGCGGUGCUCUCGAGUGGAAGGAAGAGUCCGCAGGCAAGGAGAUCUGGCGCAUCGGCAAGCCCGACAAGUCAGCGGGCGAGUACCGCCACGGCUACGCCCCGGACACGUCGAAGCCGCUGCAGCCGGAGCAGUACCGCAUCUACUGGGCGCAGUGGGACUUCCCGACCGACUUCCCCGAAGGCGUCAACUACAAGGUCGGCGAGAGCAAGGCCGACGUAGACUUCAACUACAUCCACUGGAGCGUCUUCGGCGGCCGCGGCAACUCGGUGCGCCCGGAGCAGGUCCGUGACAAGAUCAACAACUGGACCGUCGAGUUUGACCUCGACCGCGACCAGCUGCAGAACGCCAAGACGGCGACGCUGACGGUGCAGCUCGCCGGCGCCAAGACGGCCAACGGCAACAACAAGUGGGGUGGUAUCCUGCCGGGCGAGAAGUACAGCAACCUUCCGUACACUGUCGCGCUCAACGGUGUCGAAGAGGAGACCUGGGUCAUCCCGUAUUGGCGGUCCGGGUCGUGCGGCGUGCGCAGCGCCGUCGUCUGCCAGAACAUUGAGUACAAGUUCCGCUUCUCGGCUGCGAAUCUCGAGGAGGGCGCCAACAAGUUUGUCCUGAGCCUGCCGUACAACGCCACGAACACCGAGGGGGCACUGCUUGUCAACGCGCUGUACGUGCAAUACGAUGCACUGCGAUUCGAGCUCGAGUAG